AUGCCCUUGGUAGACGACGGCUUCGAGGCCCUUCUGGAGCCCUUCUACAACGGCAAGAAGUUGAACGAUCCCAUUUCUACCAAGGAUGACAAAUUCCAGCUGCUCCCGGCGUUCUUGAAAGUCAAGGGUCUCGUGAAGCAGCACAUUGACUCGUAUAACUUUUUCGUGGAGCAGGAGAUCAAGGAAAUCGUGCGCGCUAACCGCACGAUCCGCAGCGAUGUCGACAGCAAUUUUUGGUUGGAGUUUACCGACAUUCGCGUCGAUCGCCCUCGCAGACAAGACCACAAUGAGGGCAAGACCACCCGCCCAGUCUCCCCCAUGGAGUGCCGCCUCCGAGACAUGACCUACGCGGCCCCGAUCCUGGUCGAUGUUGUAUACAUUCGUGAUAAGCAGAAGAUCAUCAGGAGAAACGUACCGCUUGGGCGUAUGCCCGUUAUGCUUCGCAGUUCCAAGUGCCGACUCAGUGGCGCGAACAACGACACGAUGGAGCAGAUGAACGAGUGCCCGCUUGACCCUGGCGGCUACUUCAUCAUUGGUGGAACCGAAAAGGUCAUUUUGAUCCAAGAGCAGUUGAGCAAGAAUCGUGUCAUUGUGGAAGCAGAUGAGAAGAACAAUAUCAUUUCCGCGUCCGUCACCAGUUCGACCCACGAGCGAAAGUCGAAAACAUACGUCACACAAAAGAAGGACAAGAUUUCCCUGACACACAACGUCUUGGUGGAGGGCAUCCCCAUUGUCAUUGUGCUCAAAGCACUGGGAGGGCUGUCGGAUCUCGAGAUCAUGCAGCUGGUCGCGGGCUCUGACGGUCGAUACCAGGACGAGUUCCUCAUCAACUUUGACGAAGCUACCAAAGCGCAGGUAUUCACCCAGCAUCAAGCUCUUGAGUACAUUGGGGCGAGGGUCAAGAUGGGAUCAAAGAAGGCACAGUUCGGACCCCAGGUUCGAAGGAAUAACGUCGAGGAGGGACUCGACGCCCUGGCAAACCUGGUCAUCGCCCAUGUACCUAUUGAGGGCUUGGACUUCUACCCCAAGGCCAUCUAUGUUGCCAUGAUGACCAGGAGGGUCCUGGUCGCCGCGCACGACCCCAAGUUGGUCGAUGACCGCGAUUUUGUGGGCAACAAGCGUCUCGAACUGGCUGGACAGCUCCUGUCACUUCUUUUCGAGGAUCUGUUCAAGCGCUUCACCGUGGAAGUGAAGAUGUCCAUCGACAAGUUCCUUAAGAAGAACAACCGCGCGGUACCGUUGGAUGCUGUCCACAUGAUCAGCAACCAUGCCAACAACAUCGGCAUGGGGAUCAACCGCGCUAUCCAGACCGGAAACUGGAAUGUCAAACGUUUCAACAUGAACCGUGCUGGUGUCACGCACGUUCUCAGUCGACUCAGUUACAUCAGUGCUCUGGGCAUGAUGACCCGUAUCAGCAGUCAGUUCGAGAAGACGCGAAAAGUCAGUGGUCCUCGUGCUUUACAGCCAUCACAAUGGGGUAUGCUGUGCCCGUCCGAUACUCCUGAAGGUGAAGCCUGUGGUCUCGUCAAAAACUUGGCCUUGAUGACGCACAUCACCACCAACGUGGAAGAGGGGCCUGUGAAGAGAUGGAUCUUCACACUCGACCCUGGCGUGGAACCCAUCAGGAACUUUUCCGGUGCUGAGAUGCAUCGCGAAGGGAGCUUCAUCAUUCACGUCAACGGUACACCGUUUGCCCUGACGCGAUACCCCAAACGGUUUGCCAACAGGUUCCGAACCAUGCGACGGAGAGGCUGGAUGUCACCUUUUGUCAGUAUCAACAUCAACACCCAUUUCAACGCUGUACACAUUGCCACGGACGAGGGCCGUAUCUGCCGCCCCUACAUCAUUGUCAAGAAUGGCCAGCAGAAGCUGAAGCCUGAGCAUUUAAAGCUGUUGCACAUGGGCAAGGCCACGUUUGACGACUUUUUGACGCAUGGUAUCGUCGAAUACCUCGAUGUCAACGAAGAGAACGACGCCCUUAUCACGAUUUACGAAGAUCAGAUCACGCAAAGCACGACACAUCUGGAGAUCGAACCAUUCACGAUUCUUGGAGCUGUGGCCGGUCUCAUUCCCUUCCCUCACCACAACCAGUCCCCCCGUAACACAUAUCAAUGCGCCAUGGGUAAGCAAGCCAUUGGAGCGAUCGCAUAUAAUCAGUUCAACAGAAUUGAUACCCUCUUGUACACACUGGUGUAUCCACAGAGGCCAAUGGUCAUCAGCAAAACCAUCCAGCUCAUUCAUUACGAUAAGCUGCCCGCAGGUCAGAAUGCUACCGUCGUUGUCAUGUCAUACUCCGGAUACGAUAUUGAGGAUGCCCUGGUGCUGAACAAGGCGUCCAUCGACAGGGGCUUCGGCCGCUGCCAGGUGUUCCGCAAGUACACGGCCGAGCUGCAGAAAUACCCCAACGGCAGGAGAGAGGAGAUGACGCAUCCCGAGGACGAGAUGGACGGUGAUGUGCGGCGACGCGUGCCCAAGGACGAGAUUCUCGAUAACGACGGUCUCGCCACCGUCGGGUACCGGGUCAAGGCCGGCGAGGCAAUGGUCAAAAAGAGGACACCCCUCGACCAGACCACGACGGGUAUUGGCAUGGAUAGAGGGCCGAGCGAGUUCCGCGACUCGUCUGUAUCGUACCGCAUUCCCGAUCCGGCCUUUAUCGACAAGGUGAUGAUUUCACGAACAGAGAGGGAGACGACUGUCAUCAAGGUGCAGACACGCCAGACCCGUCGACCAGAACUGGGCGACAAGUUCUCCUCGCGCCACGGACAGAAAGGUGUGGUGGGUAUCAUUGUCGAGCAGGAGGACAUGCCAUUUGCGGAUAAUGGUCUAUGCCCGGACAUUAUCAUGAACCCCCACGGUUUCCCAUCGCGAAUGACGGUCGGGAAGCUGCUAGAGUGUCUCACAGGCAAAGCAUCCGUCCUGGACGGCCGCAAGGACUACGGUUUCGGGGACGCGUUCCGGUCUCAUCCAGUGGAGCAAGUCAGCCAGGUCAUGCUGGACCAUGGUUUCUCCUGGGAGGGCAAGGACUACUUCACCUCUGGUAUCACGGGUGAACCGCUGGAGGCCUACAUCUUCAACGGGCCCAUCUACUAUCAGCGCCUGAAGCACAUGGUGCAGGACAAGAUGCACUCGCGUUCCCGCGGUCCGCGCGCGAUCCUGACGCGUCAACCAACCGAAGGUCGUUCGCGUGACGGUGGUCUGCGUCUGGGAGAGAUGGAGCGUGACUGUCUCAUUGCGUACGGUGCCUCGCAGCUGCUGCUCGAGCGACUCAUGAUCAGCUCUGACGGCACGGAGAUUGACAUUUGCCAGCAGUGCGGACUGUUCGGAUACAAGGGCUACUGCCACACCUGCAAGAGCACAAAGGAGGUGACUAAGAUGAAGAUGCCGUAUGCGGCCAAACUACUCGUGCAGGAGCUGAUCAGUAUGAACGUCGGUGUACGACUACAGAUGGAAGACGAGUUUCCGCAUCCAAAGUAG
Messenger RNA from Emericellopsis cladophorae, 3474 nucleotides. RefSeq lists its product as uncharacterized. Lineage: Eukaryota; Fungi; Ascomycota; Sordariomycetes; Hypocreales; Bionectriaceae. Gene Ontology annotation, biological process: DNA-templated transcription. Gene Ontology annotation, cellular component: RNA polymerase III complex. The transcript is spliced from 3 exons. Gene Ontology annotation, molecular function: DNA-directed RNA polymerase activity; DNA binding; ribonucleoside binding. Bases 1 to 3474 code for a protein of 1157 amino acids. The record is from RefSeq and is a predicted model, not a curated record.